AUGUAUCUAAUACGGCGGAGCGGCCAACCUGCGUGGACGCUUUUGCGGUUACCAGCGCCGAUUGUGUGCGGUUCAAGACGCGCAUUCUCGCAGAGCCAUGCGCGAGAACGAGGCAGCCUUCCUGUCUACCUCACACCCUCCAAACCCGAACUCUCCAUUAUCCUCUCACAGCUGAACUCCAAAGUCCUCCUCCCUCUCCACCUCACAAAAGAUCAGGCCAAGCUCGUCUUCAAACCGGAAAACAAGGCCCGCCUCGAAGCGUCCGACCCCAUCGAGAUUACGCUAGGAAAUGUCACGCUGCCGCUGGAGCAUAUUGACAGGAAUCGGGAUCAACCGAGCCAAUGGGGUACAAUCAAGACCAUCAUUGAAAAGGCGGAGUCGAGCAACGACUGGGAGAAUGUGAUUCGGAUGCUGGAAGGCGUGCGCAGCGCGGGCAUUCGCCUGUGGCCGUUCCAGUGGGAGAAGAUUGUACGGUCAUUGCACGUAGCAGACAUGCAGCAUCUGGUCGUGAAGGCGGUGCAGCGGGCGGGAAAGACGGGGUUGCGGUUAAGGCACAGCCGCGUCAUUCACGCAUUGUUUUUGGGCUUCCAUGAGAGGGCAGCAAGGUCCGAGUGGGACCCGGCCAUAACGGCUAAGAUGCUCGAUUUCGUUGAGGAGAUGGUGUACCGCAUGGAGGGGAAGGAACAUCUGGGCCGAGAGCCAGUGACGCCUAAUGACAUUAGGGCGAGUCCGUUCACGAUUGCGUACCCGGCGGAGUUGGCUGCGGCCAGAGCCAAAGUGCAGUUUGGCGGGGAGGAUAAGGAUAGGAAAGUGAGGAGAUACGCGUCCAGGCUCAUGAAUGCGAUCACGCAAACGACAUGGGGACUAGGUGUAUUGAAGAAGGAUUUGGACGAGCUCAAGCAGCUACCCACAGGCACGCAGGAAGAGUAUGUGACAUUCCAACGCACGACCAAUCACGUGCUCCAAUACAUAGUCGUGUGGAAUGCGCUCCGGACGGCCAACCAGGUACUCGGCGACGAAAUGCCGUCGGCGGAGAAGGCCCAAACAACCGAGAAAAAGUUGGGAAGGUUGUUGUUGAAAGCUGUGGACACGUUGAAGGAGAAGCGAAGUAAUCUACCGGUUCGAGUGGAGGUAUCCAUGACGGGAUGCCAGAAACUCUAG
This is a messenger RNA of Westerdykella ornata, 1161 nucleotides long. RefSeq lists its product as uncharacterized. NCBI's taxonomy places the organism in Eukaryota, Fungi, Ascomycota, Dothideomycetes, Pleosporales, Sporormiaceae. The transcript has 3 exons. The coding region runs from base 1 to 1161 and encodes 386 amino acids. The record is from RefSeq and is a predicted model, not a curated record.